UUGUGAUAAAAAAUCUCUUUAUUUGAGUAUUUAUUUCCUGUCACGACCUAUUCUAGAUGCGGAGUAAUUUACUACAUCAAGGUAAACAGUAUGCUUUUAGCGUGCAGUUUAUGGCAUGUUUUUGUUUACUAGUUCGAGUCGGUAGAAUAUUGAUGAGUUUUGUGUUGCUACUUUCUAAAGCUAAAUGAGCUAAAUCGAGUGAAUAAGUAAGCAUUAUCACAUCAAAGCGAUAUUUCGAUUUCAGCACGUGAACUGUUUGUGCGGAAUGAAGGAAUCCAGUCUAACAAAGAUGGAAGUAUCUACUCCAACAAUCAAGCAAGAAGAGCUAUUGAUAUCCGACGAUGUAGCAAUAAAAGGGGAAUCGACUGUAACAAACGCCCUGAGGAAAGGUUUAACUGAUGUGAAACAAGAACCGGUUAUGGACAUUAUCGAUGAUGUUGAGAUUACACCAGCUUUCAGCUCCAGCAACUCUAACAAUUCGGAAAUGCGCAAUACCGAUGUUGGUGAUCAUUCACACAAAAAGAACGCUUGUGAAUUCUGCAAUAAAAAAUACAGCUCAAAACUCAACUUGGAGAAUCAUAGAAGAAUCCACACCGGUGAACGAACACGGUGAACAGAACAUUCCCCACUGCUGAAAGUUUGCAGCACCAUAAAAAUGCUCAUACAGGAGACCGGCCUUUUGAAUGUGACAUAUGCAAGCGAAGGUUUUCCCAAAAAUCAACCUUAGCGUCCCACAUGAAUUUUCACCGCACAGAUUGCCCUUAUAAGUGUCUGA
Molecule: messenger RNA, 775 nt
Organism: Wyeomyia smithii (pitcher-plant mosquito)
Lineage: Eukaryota; Metazoa; Arthropoda; Insecta; Diptera; Culicidae
Exons: 2
Coding region: 266-613 (115 amino acids)
Source: RefSeq, a predicted model, not a curated record